Messenger RNA from Hydatigera taeniaeformis, 2025 nucleotides. The record is from the annotation of a GenBank genome assembly. NCBI's taxonomy places the organism in Eukaryota, Metazoa, Platyhelminthes, Cestoda, Cyclophyllidea, Taeniidae.
AUGGAGUACUUCUCGGGGACGAUCCACGUUCAAGUGAUCGAGGCAACUGAGUUGAAGGCAACCGCCUGCGCCACGCGUCAUGCUGUGGGCCCAGCAGCUAAGCUCUACGAGCUGUUGGAUCCUUACGUAACCAUUGAGGUAGAUGAUCUCGCGAUCGCUAAGACAUCCACCAAGUCCAAGACAAAUUCUCCACGCUGGAAGGAGGACGUGAAGGCGGAGGUGACCAGUGCUCAGCGGCUCACUUUCACUGUCUAUCACGAUGCCGCCAUCCCUCCCGACGAUUUCGUGGCUAUUGCCGAACUCCUUAUGCGGAAUGUCCGUUCAGGCAACGAAUUUUGGCUGGAUUUAGAACCCCAAGGCCGACUCAAGUUGCAGAUUGAUCUCAUUGGCACACGAACAGAUGAACCCCCGAAGUUGGCCUUUGACAAGGAUAAUUCUCUUGCCAGUGGAGGCGUCCUACAUGCGAAGCAUUAUCGAGCAGGAGCUCUGCGAAGGCGGAUUCAUCAAGCUAAAGGGCACAAAUUUCAGGUUACUGUGCUAAAACAAUUCACAUUCUGUUCGCUCUGCAACGAAUUUAUCUGGGGUCUAUGGAACCAGGCCUAUCAGUGUCAGGUGUGCACUUGUGUGGUGCACAAGCGCUGCUAUCAGAAUGUGAUUACUCAGUGUCCGGGCGUCAAGGCGCCAUCCACGGGUUCCAAUGCCAACCGCUUCAACAUUAACGUGCCGCACAAGUUCCGAGUGCAUACGUACAUGCUACCGACGUUUUGCGAGCACUGCGGUUCUAUCCUCUUUGGCAUAAUGCGUCAGGGUCUGCAAUGCGAGGUGUGCAAAGCGAAUAUCCAUCGGCGCUGCGAGAAGAAUGUGGCCUCACACUGUGGCGUGAAGACGCGCAACCUCAUUACUGCCAUCCGCGAGUGCGAUACGUCAGAGUCUAUGAAUGAGUAUUCUUGGCAAAUGGAGGGUGAAGAAGGAGAGGUAGCUCGUCGGCACUUUGUACCGCGUAUUCCCCGCUUGGCCGAUUUCAAUCUGCUCAAGGUGCUGGGAAAGGGCAGCUUCGGCAAGGUUAUGCUGGCAGAGCACCGUGCUACUGGCGAGGUGUUCGCCGUCAAAAUCCUCAAGAAGGACGUCAUCAUUCAGGAAGAGGAUGUGGAGUGCACCAUGGCCGAGAGGCGCAUCCUCGUCUUAGCUGCUCAGCACCCCUUUCUCACCGCGCUCUACUGCUCAUUCCAAACUGAGGAUCGUCUAUUUUUCGUGAUGGAAUACGUAAACGGUGGCGACCUGAUGUUUCAGAUCCAAAGGGCACGGCGCUUUGAUGAGGCGCGUGCUCGCUUUUAUGCUGCUGAAGUAAUUCUUGCGCUGAUGUUCCUCCAUCGCCACUUCAUUGUGUAUCGAGACUUGAAACUUGACAACAUCCUCCUCGACGCUGAGGGACACUGCAAACUCGCUGAUUUUGGCAUGUGCAAAGAGGGCAUGUUUCCAGGUGCCACAACCUCUACUUUCUGUGGCACUCCUGACUACAUUGCUCCAGAGAUUUUAGCUGAACAGGAUUAUGGAUUUAGUGUGGACUGGUGGGCAUUGGGUGUGCUCAUGUACGAGAUGCUGGCCGGAGCGCCACCCUUUGAAGGGGACACAGAGCAGGACCUCUUCAACGCCAUAUCAUACGGCGAUGUCAAGUACCCUUCGUCGUUGCAGGACGAUGCUGUCGACAUUCUCUCCAAGUUUUUGCUGAAGUCGCCAGCCAGGCGAUUGGGCUGUGUGAUGGUCGAGGGGGGUGAGCUUGCAAUUCAGUGCCAUCCCUUCUUCAGAGAGAUCGACUGGAAGUUGCUGGAGGAACGCAAAAUUCGUCCUCCUUUUCGACCCAAAGUUCGCUCACGUUUUGACACUACUAACUUCGAUAAAGUACGUGCCUUCCCCUCAUCCUACCCAUGUCAUCCGUUUCUAUAUCGCAGUCUUGAUUUGUCCCAAAGUCUACAGGCCAUCAUCUCCAUGAAUAGCGUUUUCGUCUUUAACAUUCAGAAGCAUUAG